Messenger RNA from Penicillium oxalicum, 2499 nucleotides. Its product is annotated as putative Sin3 complex subunit (Stb2). NCBI's taxonomy places the organism in Eukaryota, Fungi, Ascomycota, Eurotiomycetes, Eurotiales, Aspergillaceae. The transcript has 2 exons. Gene Ontology annotation, cellular component: Sin3-type complex. Bases 1 to 2499 code for a protein of 832 amino acids. The record is from RefSeq and is a predicted model, not a curated record.
AUGCAAACUGCAACUUCGCCCGCACCGCUGGACGGUAACCGCGAUCCCGCCAAAGCCAACGAGAAUAUACGAAUCAGCCCCGCCGCGACGGCAGGCCGUCCACGAACGCAAGCUCACCAGAGAAUCGUUUUCACAGACCCCGUUUCUCUGCGGUAUCUCGAAGAAGACCCAUCAACGGAUGUACUGCAUCGCCCAUCCGACCUUGUGAUCGCGACUUACACUGGAGAGCUCUCACACCGAAUCUACGUGGGAGUACUCAGUGUGCCAACAGAUGAGUCGACAUGGUCACCUCGGCUGCGCAUGUACUUUGAUGCCGUGGAACAAUGCUGUGCCCGCAGGAAGGAGACGCAGCUCGGCACGAUCAUGAUCACCGACCUUGGUACAUUCGCCUCCGCCUUGACGAUCAUUCCGGUCCCCGAGGGUGAUAUCAAAAAGCACCGUGACGAUUUCAUUGUGAAUGAGGACCUGAAACGGCUCGGGUGCGCUGGUCGCGCGGGCUUGAAGCUACAAUACCCCUCAGCAGCCACAAAGGCCAAGUUCUACCAGCUUUACCGCACGAGUGAGCGAAUCGACUUCUACAAGGCGGUGACGGAGCUGGUGAGGCAGUGUCAGAUCGCUUUGAUGGUGUUUGAUAAGCUGACGCCCGAGUACAUUGACGGCCUGCUUUGCGACGUCACCGAGAAGGCUAUCGGCGAUUGGUGGGCGGACAUCGGUACCGAUCUGUACAACGUUGAGCCCAGCGAUGGCGCUCUUGGGCCAACAAGCGUUGCUGCACUGCUAGGAACAUUACUCGGGGCUCGCAAUCGGCUGCAUGCAUACGGUGCGCCUGUGGCAAAAGACGCAUUUGACAUUGACAAUCUCAAGAGAGGAAUUGGCAGUUUCCAAAAGUCACAAAAAAUACCGAGAACCCGCCGACUGGACCGACGUACCCUCGACCGGUUGCACCGUGCCACCAGUAAAGCCGCCAAUGCGGAAGGCUGGACAGAUGCGAUCAAGUCGACGAUGACGGAAUUGAGUGGACAGGGUGGCGAGAUGGUCAUGGGGAUGGUACGCGGUCGUGAAAAAGGCGGGAUUGCCGACAUCGAAACCCUCGAUCUUGACAAUUUUGUCCAACGUGUGUACGGGUCCAGAGCGAAAUGGCUGUGGCUCGGAAAAUCGCCCAAAGGCAAUACGGAUACCGAUUUUACGUCCAAAAAUGGCGCAGACGUGGUCUUUACUGCAGACGACCAAGGGGGAUAUGUGUGGACCAGUCGAAAGAAACAUUCUGCGGAGGAGCUACACGCUGAACGCACGCCUACAGGUUUCGAGAGACAAGCAAAGCCGGCGGAAUCGCCCAUGGCCGAAGAGAAGGAGCACCGGAAAAGGGGUAUGAGUAGUAGGGUCUCCGAUGCCCGAGCUGGUCUGGGGCGGUUCAAGGACGCUGUCGGGCUACCUGGCCUGCGUUCAAACCAUUACAAACAAGCCCGUGAAGCAACGGACGUGACCCAUGAUAUUGCCUAUCAGCCGCAGAUUGACAGUGACACGGAAGGCUCUUUUUCAAAACCGAAACUGGAGCUCAAACGUUUGGCUGACUCGCCGAUUGUGGAACACAAGGCCCACCCUGAAGCUGAGCAGAAGGCCGCCCCGUCUGCCACGGGUGGGCCUACCACUGAUAUCAAGCCUCCAGAGAUUCACAUUGAGAAGACGCCUUCGCCUUUGGGGGAAGAAGAGCAAGUUGAACAUGCAGAUCAAGUGGGUGGCCUGCAGCCAAUUGCCACAAUCGAUGAAGACUCGGAGAUGGAACGGGUCAGGAGUCGAUCUACUGCGGCGUCCAGCGAGAGAGGGCAGGACCGGGCGGAUGCCAGCUCAAAUCUGGCCAUGAUGGCUCUCCGACGACCGCAAAGCUGCGAAGAACUUCGCGCAAUUGAGAUUGAAGACCAGCGGUUAGACAUCCGUUGUGCGCGCCACCUGUCUUUCAGUAAUGUUGAGGAAGUCAUCCUUACCUGGGAUUCUUCCAGCCCGCCCCGAUCAUUCACACACACCGCAGUGCUCGAAGACGCCAUCGCACAGGAAGACAUGCUUGCGUCUGACGCGCGCCUUUCUAGUACUCGGAUUCUCGAUCUUGGUGAGCGCACUGUGCCGUGGGUUGAGCGUCAGGUCGACUCCGUUGAUGGCCUCAACCAGAUUCUCUAUGAACGCCAUGAGGAGCUCAAUGCCAUCUACUUAGAUCGCUAUGGUGACUAUCAGCGACUGCGGGAACGAUCUACAGAUAUUGUCACCGACGCGCACGACCAUCUCAACGAUAGUGUGAAGCGUGUGGAGCUGCUCGGUGCUAAGUUGGAUUAUGAGCUCCAUGUCCUCGAAUCAAAGGUUGAAGAUGUGGAAGAAGGUUUGAGCGAUUUUGAACGCCACAUCGAGAAUGUGGAGUCCCGAUUUCAGGGUCUGUUGCAGGGUGAGGAAGAACAUAGCGCGUCGUGGCCCAUUCGGUUACUGCGGUCCAUGGGCUUUAUGGUUCAGUGA